AUGGCCCUCAGCCCUGUGAGGACGCUGAGAGGGGUGGGCGGUGGAAGAGGCGGGGCUGCCUGCUGGGUGUGGCUGGGGGAUGACGAGCGCCGGCGGUCUGGCUGUUUUUCCGGAGUCAGGGUGUCUCCAUCCUUUCUGCAGGCUUUCCGCCCAGAGGCCUCUGCUGACUUCCUGCGGUCACUCACCGCCCUGCCUGGGAGGGCCUGGUGUCUGCCCCUGGACUUAGCUCCUGUGGGCUCCUCAUUGCCCCCAGGGGGGUGGGGCGGGGGGAGGGACCCCGGGAAAGGACGGGGAACCCCCAGGGACGGGAGCAGCUGGCCCCUCCUGCGUCCCAGCACUGUUCCCGGCGCAGCCCGGCCGAGCCGGCUGGUCCCUCUCAUCUGCCGGGUCUGGAGGCGGACCUCAGCUCGCACCUCCGAGGUCCCGCGUCAGCCUGGGCCCGGCUACCGGCAGGGCCCGGAGCAGCCGAGGUCCGGCAGGGAGGCAAGCCUUGGAAAGCCGUCCGUCCCCCUAGAAGAGGCGUUGUCCUGCCGGGAAGUCCCCCACCUCCGGCAACCUGUGCGCAGAGUCCCACGCUCCUCCUUGCAAUCGGGGUUGGGAGAUGGCGUGGCCCGCCUCCUUCACUUCGAAGCCGAGGAAGCUGCUGUCCUGAGAGGGAAUUCAGCGCCCGCGGUACCACAGCCGGCGAGGAUAAAGCCCCAGCCUCUUAGCCCAGCCCCCAAGCCUUUCCCAGUUGGGCUUCAACCUGACUGUCCAGCCUCAUCUCCCACCAUGUGGACCCCAUGCUCCUUCCUGCCUUGUCACACCCUCCUCGAACAUGGCGCGACACCCUCCUCGAUCAUGGCGCGACACCCUCCAGGCCUCUCAGGCUCUGUCGGUGCCGUUCCCUCUGCCUCCAACACCCUUCUCUGCUUCUCCACCUGACAAGCUCCUUCCCAUUGUUAUGACCCACCUCAGCCAAUGCAGGAGACCGGGGAUUCCAUCCUGGGUCAGGAGGAUCUCCUGGAAGGGGAAAUGGCAACCCACUCUCCUCUUCUUGCUCGGAAACAGAAGAGCCUGACGGACUACAGCCCAUGGGGUCGUAAAAAGUCGACAGGACUGCGCAUGCACGUGCUCGUGCGCUCUCAUGUGCGCACCGCGGAGCAACUCAGCCCCUGGGCUGCUACUGAGCCUGCGCUCUAGAGCCCGAGUCGCAACUACCGAGCCCACGUGUCAGGACCACUGAAGGCCAAGCACCUGGAGCUGGUGGCAGUGAGAAGCCCUCACACCACAACUAGAGAGUAGCUCCUACUCACAGCAGCUAGAGAAAAACCCACACAGCAACCGAGACCCUGCAUGCA
Capra hircus (goat) is the source of this 1340-nucleotide messenger RNA. RefSeq lists its product as uncharacterized. Bases 1 to 924 code for a protein of 307 amino acids. The record is from RefSeq and is a predicted model, not a curated record. The transcript is spliced from 3 exons. Lineage: Eukaryota; Metazoa; Chordata; Mammalia; Artiodactyla; Bovidae.